Molecule: messenger RNA, 3044 nt
Organism: Tripterygium wilfordii
Lineage: Eukaryota; Viridiplantae; Streptophyta; Magnoliopsida; Celastrales; Celastraceae
Product: dolichyl-diphosphooligosaccharide--protein glycosyltransferase subunit STT3B-like
Exons: 6
Coding region: 527-2764 (745 amino acids)
Cellular component (GO): membrane
Molecular function (GO): oligosaccharyl transferase activity
Source: RefSeq, a predicted model, not a curated record
CUCUCACAAGGUUCUUGUGGAAGAAUGAAGUCUCUACCAGACUACCAGUGUUCAGCAAUACGUACCUUCUUGCUUUCAGCCCAAAAAGAAAGGAAACUGCGGAGCCCAAACAUAUCUGACCGACCGCUAGAACCCAAUACGAUCGUGUUUACCCUUUACAAUCACAGAUAAACAAUGCAAGUGAGACACAGACGAAUACAAACUUACACACAAAAUCCAAUGACGUCCUAACUAUAGCUUCUCAAACUCAUCCAGGCUCCAGCCUCCCCCUGUGACUGUGUUGGUGGUAAGCUUCAACAUGUUUCGCCAUUUCUAGGGUUUUAAAUUGCUCUUCUCCCUCAUCAUUCAUCAAUCCGUUCAUUUCCGCUCCUCAUUUUCUUCUUCCCCUACUAUCCCAAACGAAACAAAAGAAAAAAAGAUAACUUUCCAUGGAAAACCAGAACCAACGUCUUUGACCAACACCGAUCGUAAUCAUAUUAUUCCUUCUCAAAGGUUACACCUUUUCAAUUCUCUCAUUUGCCAAACUAUGGUCACCAAGUCGGGGUCGGAGCCCAUCAACGGCAUUGCACCGGCCAAAUCCGGAUCCAACCAGACCACUACACUGAAGUCGGAUCUGCUGAGUUCGACCUUCUCUCUCAAGCAGUUUAAGCUCAAGACCAAGCAACAGGAGCUCUUGAUCCGGGUCUCAAUUCUCUGCCUUGUCUAUGUACUCGCUUUCAUUACUCGCCUCUUUAGUGUCCUCCGCUAUGAGUCUAUGAUCCACGAAUUUGAUCCCUACUUCAAUUACCGGACCACUGUCUUCCUCACCCAGAAAGGAUUCUAUGAAUUCUGGAACUGGUUCGACUCCGAGAGCUGGUACCCUCUCGGAAGGAUCAUCGGCGGGACACUCUACCCGGGUCUUAUGGUCACGGCUGCUCUAAUCUACUGGAUCCUCCGAUUCCUCCGAUUCGCAGUUCAUAUUCGUGAGGUCUGUGUGUUGACUGCUCCAUUUUUCGCAUCGAACACUACCGUUGUUGCUUACUUCUUCGGCAAAGAGAUUUGGGAUUCCGGUGCUGGGCUAGUUGCCGCCGCAUUGAUUGCCAUUUGCCCUGGCUACAUUUCGAGGUCUGUAGCUGGGUCUUAUGAUAACGAGGGUGUGGCCAUUUUCGCAUUGUUGUUGACGUUUUACUUAUUCGUUAAGGCAGUGAACACCGGGUCGCUAGCUUGGGCGCUUGCCUCGGCUUUUGCUUACUUCUAUAUGGUGUCUGCCUGGGGAGGAUAUGUGUUCAUAAUUAAUUUGAUUCCGCUUUAUGUGCUAGUGCUUCUGAUUACCGGGAGGUAUUCUAUGAGGCUCUAUGUUGCCUAUAAUUGUACGUAUAUAUUGGGGAUGUUGCUGGCAAUGCAGAUUCGUUUUGUUGGGUUUCAGCAUGUGCAGUCAGGGGAGCACAUGGCCGCUAUGGGAGUGUUCUUCUUGAUGCAGGUGUUUUACUUUGUAGAUUGGGUGAAGUACCUUCUGAGUGACACAAAAUUGUUUCAAGCAUUUUUGAGAAUCACUGUGACCUGUGCAGUGGGUCUGGGUGCUAUUGCUCUGGGAGUCGGCACAGCAUCUGGGUAUAUCUCUCCUUGGACUGGUCGAUUCUACUCUCUUCUGGAUCCAACGUAUGCUAAAGAUCACAUUCCCAUUAUUGCAUCUGUAUCUGAACAUCAGCCGACAGCUUGGUCCUCUUUUAUGUUUGAUUUUCAUAUCCUGCUAUUCCUAUUCCCAGCGGGUCUAUAUUUCUGUUUCAAGCGGUUGUCAGAUGCCACAAUAUUUAUAGUUAUGUAUGGUCUUACGAGCAUGUAUUUUGCUGGUGUCAUGGUUCGGUUAAUACUUGUUGCAACACCUGCAGUAUGCCUUAUUAGUGCUAUUGCAGUUUCUGCUACCAUAAAGAAUUUAACUCAAUUGUUAAGGGCAAAAGGCAAAGUUUCGCCAACUGGUUCUGCCAAGGGAACUGGUGGUGCAAAAGCUUCUUCUAAGGCUUCGCUUGAUCAAUCUCAGCCUUUCCAGAGAAAUGGUGCAAUAGCAUUGCUGCUUGGUGCUUUUUACUUGCUCAGCAAGUAUGCUACUCACUGCACCUGGGUCACAUCAGAGGCAUAUUCAUCUCCUUCAAUUGUCUUGGCUGCAAGGGGUGCCCAUGGCAACAGAGUGAUCUUUGAUGAUUAUCGUGAGGCAUACUUUUGGCUUCGACAAAACACUCCCCCUGAUGCUAAGGUGAUGUCAUGGUGGGAUUAUGGGUACCAAAUCACCGCCAUGGGAAACAGGACUGUUAUUGUUGACAAUAACACCUGGAACAAUACCCACAUUGCAACUGUUGGGCGUGCCAUGUCGUCUUAUGAAGACGAGGCAUAUGAGAUAAUGAGAGGACUUGAUGUGGAUUAUGUUCUGGUUGUCUUUGGUGGUGUUACUGGGUAUUCCUCCGAUGACAUCAACAAAUUCUUGUGGAUGGUGAGAAUUGGAGGUGGUGUGUUUCCGGUGAUUAAGGAACCUGAUUACCUUGUUAAUGGCGAGUAUCGUGUUGACAAAGGUGCUGCUCCCAAGAUGUUGAAUUGUCUCAUGUAUAAGCUGUCUUACUAUCGAUUUGGAGAGCUGAUGACGGAGUAUGGCAAACCCCCUGGGUACGAUCGUGCAAGGGGAGUUGAAAUUGGAAAUAAGGAUGUAAAACUCGAGUACUUGGAAGAGGCUUUUACAACAAGUAACUGGAUAGUUCGUAUUUAUAAGGUCAAACCACCCAAAAAUAGGUGGUGAGAUUUUGACUCUUCUCCCAUAUCCCCCCUCUUGAGGACAUAAAGUUAGACAUGGUAGUUGAAACUCUGAAAGCUCAAGUCUUGGAAUAUAGGUACUUAGCGAUGGAAGGGACAGACUUUUUUGGCAGAGAGAUUGAGUUUGUAUCAAUAGAGGAUAUUUAUGUGAACUCAUUUUUGGAUUUUCAAGUGUGCCUGCUUUUGAUGAACUACAGGAAAAAAAUUUCACCAAAUUGAUCCAUAAACUUGUUCUCCACUGGACAAAUUUAAUAGCUUCAUUUUUA